AUAGAGGUGGGCGCUUUCGAAAUACUGCAUGUCCUUUCCAGUAGCAGAGAAUCGACCUUGCACCUCUGUCGAGAACGUGACGGUUUGAAGCUAUAUGCUAUCAAAAUUAUCAACAAAAACCGAAUAUCUGUGUCUGGCCGGUCCAAAAACAUUUGCUACGAACAGAAUAUACUGAAGAAGAUAGAAGAACUUGAACAUCCUUUUCUCCCCCCGUUGUACUGGAAUUUUCAGGAUGAAGUAUCCGUAUACUUCGUCACGGACUUCUACUCCGGAGGAAACCUCUAUGAGAAACUCACACAGGAUGGUCCUUUUGACUGCGAUCGUGCCCACUUUUAUGCUUGCGAGUUGGUCGCAGGUAUGGCCGCCCUUCAUGGUGCCGGGAUAAUCCACCGAGAUCUAAAGCCCGAAAACAUAAUGAUUGAUAUCUAUGGGCACAUAGUCAUAACGGGAUUUAGUUGCGCCAUGAUGCCUACACCAUGUGGCGCUCCAUGCAGUGGAGACAUUCCAGAAUUUGGUGCAAGAGGUUAUCAGGCUCCCGAAUUAUUCCUUGGUUGGAUGCAUGAUUUUAGUGUCGACUGCUGGUCUUUUGGUGCAAUUCUCUAUACGAUGCUAUACGCUAGCCACCCGUUCGUAGCUGAGAACGACUACCACAAUAAUGCUCUAUUGCAAACCAAGGUUGUCCACUGUUCCCUUUCGUUUCCCGUCUUGAAGAAUGCCCACAUUGGUUGGGUCGCACGCGAUUUAAUCACAAAGUGUCUGGAGCGCAACCCCGCAAUCCGGCUUAAAACAAGUGACAUCAAAUCACACAAUUACUUUUGCACCGUGUAA
Messenger RNA from Serpula lacrymans var. lacrymans S7.9, 828 nucleotides. RefSeq lists its product as uncharacterized. The annotation marks the transcript as partial. Gene Ontology annotation, biological process: protein phosphorylation. The record is from RefSeq and is a predicted model, not a curated record. The transcript has 5 exons. Gene Ontology annotation, molecular function: protein kinase activity; ATP binding. Lineage: Eukaryota; Fungi; Basidiomycota; Agaricomycetes; Boletales; Serpulaceae.